Dichomitus squalens LYAD-421 SS1 is the source of this 2013-nucleotide messenger RNA. RefSeq lists its product as uncharacterized. Gene Ontology annotation, molecular function: protein heterodimerization activity. The coding region runs from base 32 to 1783 and encodes 583 amino acids. The record is from RefSeq and is a predicted model, not a curated record. Lineage: Eukaryota; Fungi; Basidiomycota; Agaricomycetes; Polyporales; Polyporaceae. The transcript is spliced from 3 exons.
CCCUGCUGCCCCAUACUCCUCUCUGCUUUACAUGGACGCGAGCGCAAAGAAGAUACUCGAGACUGUUGCUACCAAGACUCUUCACGCACAUGGAUUCUCAAAGUCAUCCACACACGCCAACCUCGUACUCGCCGACGUUACUUCCCGCUACCUCGCCUUCCUCGCCCAGACCGUGGCCAAGUACGCAGAACAUGCAGGCCGCCAUCACAUAUCCGUUUGCGAUGCAGUCGAGGCCAUAGACGAGCUGGGAACGAGCGUCGAUGAGUUGAAAGACUACUGUGCGACAGAGGGCAAGGAUAUGGCGCGUUACGCGACCCAUUCCGCCAAGCGGCUCGAGGAUCUUGCUGAACUCAAGGCGCAACUUGCUGUCGGACUCAGCCACGACGAAGAUGAUCUCAUCCCUCUCGAAUGGGGUCCAGUGCCAGACGACGCGCCCUCAGAGGAGGAGAGCAGCGAGUACGAAGACGAGAUUGCCACCCCGUCUGACGAGGUCGCAAAGGCGGAGGUCAUGAUGGUCGACCCCCAGCACGCACAUUCAGAGGACAUCGCGAUGGAAGGAGAGCCAGCAGUACCACUCAAACAACCACUGCCACGCCGCAUACCAACUCCUCCCUUGCCUCCCUCUCCCAUAUCCAGGUCCCCCUCUCCCCCGCGAAAACGCCAGCGUACAGCCAGCUGGAACCACCCUGAGUAUAUACCCGAUUUCCUUCCGCCAUUCCCUACAGACGGCGAAUCACAACGCGACGGUAGCCCACACCCUAUCGCGCCUAGCGAUUCAGCUAGUCUGCCCAACAACACAGGCGUGGUCAAGGACGAACGACCACCUACGCCACCGCUGCAGGCGCAGGUGUCGACGGCCUCUUCGUCAGCGGACUACCUUACACCAAUACCUUACGAACAGUCCUCGCUCGCGUCGUUGCCAGCAUGGCAUCUGCCUGCACACCCUCCACAGGACGAACACGGACUCUCGACGAGGUCCCAGGCGCAAGCCGCGAUUCCUCAGGUCCAGCCUGCACUUCUAGGAGCGUAUCACCACAUCCUCACGCAUCCCCCGCCGACCAAAGUCGGCGCAGUCAACCCGGCGAGGUAUCGCGUGGCGCUCGCACUUGUGGAGGAGAGCGAGAAGUGCAACAGGUGGGACGUCCCGACGACGUUGUUCGGCAGUACGGCUCCGAACCCACCACGCGUUGCGCCCAUGCCGCCAAGUUACGCAAUGCCGAUUGGGAAGGGUCCGGCAGGGGGCAGCGGAUCAGGUACGCCGGACGGGGAUGCGAAGGAUAAGGCAGGGAAGGAGGAGGAGAAGAGGCCGUUACCGGGCGCGCCUGCCCGGACUAUCGCGCCUUCGGACAGGAUUGUGGCGAGCCUGAGCAGGCAGGGCUCGAGGAUCCCGAAGCUGGCACGGCAUGUGCUCUCGGGUCCUGUCUAUGCACGCACAGUGCGACUUGCCCAUCCUCCCGUCCUUUCGCGGGGUGCGCAGAAGCUCACGUACGGUCCUGGGGUAUAUGCCCCGUGGAACGCGAGCUUCUCGCCGAUGCCGGCCACCGCACCUGCGCCGGGCAAGGGCAAAGAGGCGAACGGGAUGCCAAAUGGGAAGGACAAGGACAAGGAGAAAGACAAGGAGGCUCCUCGGCCGCUGCCGGAUGCGCGGCUGUACGCGACGUGGAACUACGAGCAGAAGCGAUUCGACGAGCCGCUCGCGAUGCGUAGACGGAUGGGGAGCAUGGCCGGGAGCGUGGGUGGGGUUUCGAUGGGGAGGACGAGGAGCGAGAGCACGAAUGCGUGAAUGCUGGGUGGACGAUGGACGUGCAUUGUCGUGCGCACCGCUCCCACGACGGCGCUCGAUCUGGAGCGAUGGCCAUCUGCAGGGACGGCGUUGGAGAUUGGCAGCGUUGACAUCUGCGUUUGAGUGCACGCUCGCUGGCCUGCGCUCGCACAACGGACAGUGGCCGAUGUUGGGGACUGUAUUAUUACUGGUAUAUUAUCUGCUCUAGGAAGUCAGAAUGCGUAAUCGAC